This is a messenger RNA of Anopheles aquasalis, 1101 nucleotides long. It is a transcript of the gene ATPsyndelta, whose product is annotated as ATP synthase, delta subunit. Gene Ontology annotation, biological process: proton motive force-driven ATP synthesis. Gene Ontology annotation, molecular function: proton-transporting ATP synthase activity, rotational mechanism. Lineage: Eukaryota; Metazoa; Arthropoda; Insecta; Diptera; Culicidae. The record is from RefSeq and is a predicted model, not a curated record.
UCCUCUCUUGCCUCUCUUUUUCACCUGUUUCUAGCGAGCUGUCAAGUCGCAGGUCCAUUUUGCUAUUCGAUCACGGUUGGAUACACAAAAGUGCGUGGAAAACUCUUGCAACAAAACCCUCUUUGCAGCAAAAUGAAUGUCCUGCGUACCGUUCGUUUGGCGGCUUACUCGAAGCCCGCACUCCGCCUGAUGCAAUCUCGCAGCUACUCCGACGAGAUGGCCUUCACGCUAGCCGCCGCGAACAAGGUGUUCUACGAUAGCGCCAACAUCCGGCAAGUGGAUGUGCCGUCGUUCAGCGGUGCAUUCGGUAUCUUGCCUAAGCACGUCCCGACGCUAGCUGUGCUGAAACCCGGCGUUGUCACCGUGUACGAAAACGAUGGUGCCCAGAAGAAGAUCUUCGUUUCGAGCGGUACCGUCACCGUGAACGAGGAUGCUUCGGUGCAGGUGCUGGCCGAAGAGGCCCACCCCGUCGAGGAUCUGGAUGCGUCCGCCUGCAGGGAAUUGCUAACCAGUGCCCAGAGCCAGCUAUCGUCCGCCUCGGGAGAUAAGGAUCGUGCCGAAGCUGCCAUCGCCGUGGAGGUCGCUGAGGCUCUGGUGAAGGCUGCCGAGUAAGCUGCACAACCGCUUUUCUUCCCUUAACCUCAAAGUAAACAUCGUGCGAUCCUGUGGGGCUUCGACCGGCCUGAGAUAAGUCCACAGAUUCAGUUAAUAAAGUUAGAUGUAAUCACCAACUCAUCUGACCAAUCUUCCUGCGCGGAUAGCUUCAUUUUCAACCGCUGAUGAACGGUGCGAUGACGCUCGUUUUUUCGGAAAUGGCAAGCGAAAUGUGCGUAAACGAAUAACCUUUUCCAAAGUCCUUCAAUAACAGAAAAUCACUGGGUAGACCGUUGUGGAGCUUUGUUGAUGCAACAUCAAUUAAUCUGCUUCACAGCGACGAUUAAUUUAUCCGUUUGGCAAGAAACACCACAUCCAUGCAAAGAGAUUGGAUUCCUCGAUUGCCCCUGGGCGAUCGUAUUCGUUGGCCUAGCUAUCAUUUCAAAUAAAUGUUCAUGUUAACGUUGUUUCAAAUAAUGUCAAAUAAACUGUUCCUUCUCUCCUGCA